Messenger RNA from Penicillium paradoxum, 405 nucleotides. RefSeq lists its product as uncharacterized. Bases 1 to 405 code for a protein of 134 amino acids. The record is from RefSeq and is a predicted model, not a curated record. The transcript has a single exon. Lineage: Eukaryota; Fungi; Ascomycota; Eurotiomycetes; Eurotiales; Aspergillaceae.
AUGUCCUCCACCGUUUCAUUAUAUGUAGCCCUCAGCGCCGGCGAGGGCGUUUACAAACACUGGGGUGUUUUCAUCGAUGCAUCCCAAGAGGAAGACAAAACGUUGCUCCAAGCAGCAGGUUCAGACGGUAGAUUCCGAUUUGAGUCGGAGACGAAAGAUUCUCGUCAUUCGGAGGGGCUAGUGGAAUUAGUGCUCCUCUGUGAUGUAAACGUCGCUAAUAUCACCUCUAUCAAAACCAUCGCGAGUCAAGUCACUAUUCACAAUGAGAUACGUGGUUGGAAUUGCCAAGACUACGUGCUUGACCUUCUCGAUGCGCUGGAGAAACAUGCAGUUGUGAACGGUGAAGAUGCAGCUUAUCAGAGGCAGAAGAAAUUGGUUUCUAGCAAACAGGAGGGAUUGGCAUAG